AUGCAGUGGCCUUCUCUUACAAGCACUUCAAGGUACAUCUUCCAAGACUGGCAGUUGGCCGUGUCGUGCCCAUAUGUUCCAUGGAAGGCACAGUACUUGUUGGUAUUUCUUUUGCAAAGAACUCCCUUCAAAUGCGGUGGUCUCCUUAGUCAGGGUUUGUCUUUCACUUGGGCCAAGAUUUGA
Molecule: messenger RNA, 183 nt
Organism: Prunus armeniaca (apricot)
Lineage: Eukaryota; Viridiplantae; Streptophyta; Magnoliopsida; Rosales; Rosaceae
Source: the annotation of a GenBank genome assembly